AUGUGGAAACUAGUUUAUAUUUGUGUAGUGUUGUAUCUAUUUCUUGAUCAUGUGACUGAUACUGAAGGUAGUUUUGUUGUCCACAUCACACCGUUAUCCUUUAUACAAGCCGUAAAAGUCUGUGAGCUUGGUUACAAUGGAAAAUUAGUGGGAAUGUAUGACGUCAGCAAUGACAUCAUGAAUCAACUUUCAGAAAAUACCAAAUAUUGGACCAAUGAAUACACUGUUCUUUCCGACUGGAUCAAUCAUGAAGGCUGUUACAACACCAGCAUUUUGCCGAUUUCGGCUAUAAUGGAUAUCUCUAUCAAGCCUCACACGGUGGCGUCAUGUUACGAGGAGUGUAGCAAUGCCAAAUUAAUUGCUCUUCAGGAUGGUAGGUGCUGGUGUUUAUCUGGUACUGUUCAAGAAUCAGAUCGGUUAGACACGUCGCUAUGCACGAGCACCUGUACCGGAAAGGACGAGUACGAAUUCUGUGGUGGUGAAGAAUUACUCAGCAUUUAUUCCAAAUUUCAAGAGGCAGAUGACUCGAAACUUCACCACAGAAGAUGUAGUUAUUAUAAGUGUAAUUCUACUAAUCCUAAUGGAAUACUUGCAGCAGAUUUCUGCAAUGGAACUCACUCCAUUAUUUGUAAAACAGAGAGGUAUAACAGUUCCUCAUUGAGUAUCGACACAUAUCAUGCGGCCGUUGACCACUGUCAUACCAAUGGAGGUUUGGUUUACAAUAAUCCAACCACUGGACGUGCACUCUGUGACAUUCGAGUCAAAAUUUACCACAACAAAGGUUUCUGGACGUCCAUUCAUCGUUAUGAACAGUUUCUGGACGCUGAUGAUGGAAUCAAAAAGAUCGAAAAGUCUUACAGAUGUAAGGUCUUGUUCGUCCGAAACAAAGUCAUUCAAGCCAGAUUAGAGCCAUGUUAUUCAACGGAAAAACGACCUUUCAUCUGCAAAUCAGAAACAGCUUUCGUAUACUUUUUUGCAGAAGGAACCACAAUAUCAUCGGUGUACGCUCAAAACACAAAAACUGAAGAAAGAACCACAAUAUCAUCGGUGUACGCUCAAAACACAAAAACUGAAGAAUUAUCAGAAUCCUCAAUAUCGGGAUUAGUGGCAGGGAUUAUUGUGACGUCAUUGUUAAGUGUAGUCAGUGUAUUGGUGGUCCUCAUACUAGCAAGGAAAAGAUUUCAAAGAAAAAUGAAAAGAAAACGAACAACGAAAUUUACAUACAGAAAUAAUAUGGUUACAGUAGAUGAUGAUAAUGAUAACAACGAAAUUGAAAGAUGUGAGAGUCAGAUAGGAAACAGACACGACGUUAACGAUCCCGAGCGGUACGCAAGCACGCAACAGUUUGAUCGGAAUACUAAUGAAAUUACUGAUGAAUAUGAUAGUGUAAAAAAGUAUCCAUUGUCAAUAAUCUCCACGGAAAAGGUGUACGAUAACAAUUCUCAGAGUGGAGAUAGUAUGUAUUACGAAAUGUCCCCGGAGACUGACACACCUGAUGACGUCAUCACAAACGGGGAGGAGACAUCUGCAUUAUCAGAUGCCAAUACCAUAAGGGUUUCCGAUAACCCUUUACCUGAAUAUUUAGAAAAUAUUUACGACACUGCAGUAGCAAGUAUUGUACAUGAAAACUCACUUAGAAAAUCUGCAAAGCGAUCAGAACAAAACCUGCUUCUUAAAGAGGAACAGAACUGUACUUUAAGUGAAUGUGUGAAUGAAGUUCCCUACGAAGCCAUGGAAUCACUGGAAAUUCCAGAGGAUAAUUAUAAAGAAAUGGCUGGGAUAUAAAUCCGACAAAAAGAUUUGUUGAUAAGCAAUAUUGUUUAACAAUUAAUGCAUGCACAUGUUAUUAUGCAGUUUCUUUCAGAAACAGUU
Saccostrea echinata is the source of this 1872-nucleotide messenger RNA. RefSeq lists its product as uncharacterized. NCBI's taxonomy places the organism in Eukaryota, Metazoa, Mollusca, Bivalvia, Ostreida, Ostreidae. The transcript has 11 exons. The record is from RefSeq and is a predicted model, not a curated record. Bases 1 to 1785 code for a protein of 594 amino acids.